Molecule: messenger RNA, 972 nt
Organism: Sphenostylis stenocarpa
Lineage: Eukaryota; Viridiplantae; Streptophyta; Magnoliopsida; Fabales; Fabaceae
Source: the annotation of a GenBank genome assembly
AUGUCAAAUUUUGCUCAUCCUCAGGCCAACAUCAAUAACAACCGUGAAAAUAGAACUGUAUUUGCAUACGCGAGGGAUGAUUUUGUAAUUGUGUCAGUGCAAUUAGGGCACGCUUCCAGUAGGGUUAAACCUAAGUUCUGCUCCGAAUCCACCUUUCUGCGGUUGUGGAUUCUCGCUCCCAAUCUCCGCCACACACUCUUCUCUGCGUUCGGAGACGUUUGGCAUCAGAAGAUGUCGGGCGGUUUCUUUCGAGUUAGUAUAGCGACGCCUUUGAGCUUGGAAUUAACUUUUUCGCCUGGCACAUCUGCGGACCAGGACACUCGGUUUUCGAAUAAGCAAGCGAAGCUGAUGAAAUCACAGAAGUUUCCACCGGAAUUGGAGCAUCUGGUGGACAUGACGAAGGUGAAUAUGGAAGUAAUUAAGCCGUGGAUCACCAGAAGGGUGACCGAGCUUCUUGGUUUCGAGGACGAAGUGCUUAUUAACUUCAUACACAGUCUUCUGGAUGCUAAGGAAGUGAAUGGAAAGGAAGUUCAAAUACAAAUUACUGGAUUUAUGGAAAAAAACACUGGAAAGUUCAUGAAAGAACUUUGGACACUUCUUCUCAGUGCACAGAAAAAUGCCAGUGGUGUUCCUCAGCAGUUCUUGGAUGCCAAGGAAGAAGAACUUCUGAAGAAGAAGGCUGAAAACGACAAGAUAGCCAGUGAAAUUCAGAGGAAAAAGGAUAAGGAAGGUAGAGAGAUCAUGGAAGAGAGGUUGAAGAAAAUGGACGGUGGAUUUGAUUCCAAGGAUAAUGAUACUGCAUCAGCUCCAACAUCAAAGCCCAGGGAUUCAGGGUAUGAUCGGGAUGGGAAAGAACCUGACAAGAGGAAUGGUUUCAGGGCAAGGAGCAGUUUCCACUUCACCUCAUCGAGGCUCACCUACAAGGUCAAUGAGCAAAUCAUUUUCAAAUUCCCGAAGUUAUUCAGGUGGUAG